AAGGAAGGAAAACCACCCCUGCUGCUGCCCUGCAGGCAAUGGAGCCGGCUCCUGUCCUCCUCCUCCUGAGCUCGCUGUGGGGCUGCAGCGGGCGCCCCGCUGACAGGCUGGUGGUGACACCGCGGGAGCCGGUGGUGCCGUUUGGGGGCUCAACAGAACUGAACUGCUCCUUGGCCUGCGCAGGGGGCACGGUGGAGUGGAGGGGACUGGAUACUGCCCUGGGGACUAUCACCUCCUUCCCCACCCACAGCAUCCUGCACAUCAGCCAAGCCACUGUGGCCACGGAGGGCAUGAAGAUCUGCCAGGGCAGCUGCCACGGGCGGCACUACCAGCAAACCGUUGAACUGAAGGUCUAUGCCCUCCCAGACACACUGCAGCUGGAGGCAGUGCCUCACACCCUGUGCCCGGGGCACCCCGCCUGCCUGCGCUGCUCGGCCGCGCGCGUGCACCCCGUCACCGGGCUGGCCCUCACCUGGUACCGGGGGCACCAGGCUCUGGAGAACACAGACUUCGAUGCCUCAGAGACCGAUGAGGAGCUGUAUGACAUUGUGUCCACCCUGCCUGUGGGUGGGACAGAGGUGGCAGAAGGGGUGGAGUUCAGGUGCGAGGUGACGCUGCGCGUGGGACAGGAGACCUUCACCCGGGUGGCAUCUGUGGUGGCGAGUGCUGGGGCCACCUCCGUGAGGAGCCCCAGCACAGCUGGGCCCGUGACCACCACAGUGCUGCCCCCAGGGCUGAGUGUCCCCACACAUGAUCCCACCACAGCACGGGAACUUGAUGCUGGGACCACUCUGGAGCUGGCUGCUGCCACCGAACCCUCCUCCACGGAGCGGGCUGUGACACUGGACUUUGUCACAGGCAGUCCCGUGGCUGCUGCCACGCUCUCUGGCUCUGGCACGAUGGGCCCAGGGCCAUCUGUGGGUUCAGUGCCCACCUGCAGCCUGCGGAUCUGGUCGCUGCCCCCCACGGGGACACGGGGCAGGGCCCUGCGCAUCGAGUGCCACGCGCAGUGUGCCGGGAAUGCCACGGUGCACUGGCUGCGGACCCCUGCUGCCCUCUCUCAGUACCGGGAGGAGGCCGUGGGUGGCAGCUCCGUGCUGUGGCUGGACCACGCUGAGCCCUGGCACCAGGGCCACUACCAGUGUGUCCUGCUCGGCCACCUCGCCCAGGGAGUCAGCCUGGAGCUGACGGUUGUGGAUGGUUCGUUCAGCUCCAGCCCCGCCAUUGCUGCAGGGGCAGCGGCCUCACUGCUGGGGUUCAUCGUGACUGCCGUUGUGUCUCGUCGCCUGUGGAAACAUUUCAGAUCUCGGUGGGAGCUGUCCUAGGAGCGGGAGCAGCCCACGGAUGCCCCCACCUCCCCAGCC
This is a messenger RNA of Manacus vitellinus (golden-collared manakin), 1364 nucleotides long. It is a transcript of the gene MADCAM1, whose product is annotated as mucosal vascular addressin cell adhesion molecule 1. The record is from RefSeq and is a predicted model, not a curated record. Gene Ontology annotation, biological process: integrin-mediated signaling pathway; leukocyte tethering or rolling; heterotypic cell-cell adhesion. Gene Ontology annotation, molecular function: integrin binding involved in cell-matrix adhesion. NCBI's taxonomy places the organism in Eukaryota, Metazoa, Chordata, Aves, Passeriformes, Pipridae. Gene Ontology annotation, cellular component: membrane. The coding region runs from base 39 to 1325 and encodes 428 amino acids. The transcript is spliced from 5 exons.